AUGGAGCGGGACGACAAGAAGUCCAAGGAUGCCAUCCCAGAAUGGGACGGUAACCCAGGGCGUUGGCGUCACUUCGAGACGGCUGUGAAGUGGUUCCCUCGCACGCUCAAGCGGCAGGAGAGGGACCUGGCGGCGAACCGGAUCAUUGGACGCAUGCUGCAGAGCAAGACGAUAGCGAUCAGGACGUUUGCGACCACUCUGGAUCCGGACCGAUAUGAGAAUCCGAAUGGCCACCUCCUCCUCUUGGACGACCUGAGGAGCAGCCCGCUAGAGAAGCUUCCGAUCCCAGACGCAGCCCACAAGAUCAAGCACUACUACAAGGAUUUCAAGCGGCGCAAGGGCGAGACGGUGGGCGCGCUCUUGAUCCGGGAGCAGGACUGCUACUCGGAGAUGGUCCAGGCGCUGGAGCGCCUCCUCGAGGAGAUGGGCGACAAUGAUAAGUUCAAGCAGUGCCAGGAGUGCUUCGGCUACUUCGAGCGAGGACAAGGCGCUGCUGGACGUGGACAAUGGUACUGCCAGAGGUGCUGGGACACCUGGGACGGCAACCCCGACACCCCGGUCCUCCGCGGCUUCUUCCUGCUCGAGGCGAUGGACUUCACCGAGAAGGAGAAGCAGGACGUCCGCGUGGUCACGCAGAACCGCUUGGACUUUGACGCGAUCUCCAAGGCUUUGAAGGAGCGCUGGGAGGACAAGGCGCUUGUGCAGCGGGACUUCGGACCGAGGGCUAUGCCUCGGUACGGCCCGGAGGCGGGCCCGCAGUCGGCCCUCACCGCCGAGUUUGAUGAUGUACACGGGCCUGAUUGGUACGAUGGCUACGCGGCGGCGGUCCAGGCGUGGGAGAACGAAGGGUACGACCACCACGAGGACGAGGACGACUACGAUAUCGAGGAGGAGCCGCAGCUAGCCCCAGAGCCGGAAGGAUCCGAGGCCGUGGAUGAGGAUCUCAACCACCUCAAUGAGGAGCUCGAGGCGGCCCAGGCGAUGGCGGCAGAGGCGUCACGCCCGAAGGGCGGCAAGGGCGGCAAGUACCGCGACAGGGACCGCGACCAGAAGGGCAAGAAUGCGAACUACCUGGAGUUUCACACGAUCACGCACGGGUUCGACGAGCUCCAGGGUAUGUACCAGGCAGAGCAGAACGACAGCGGCCUCGCCCCUUCUGAGGCCAUGGUCGAUUGCGGGGCUUCCGCGUCCGCCGGAGGCGAGCGCGCAGUCCAGGCACUGAUUGCCGCCGUUGCGGCCGCGAACCCCCAGGCCAGGAUCGAGAUCAACCAAAAUGAAAGACCGUGGUUUCGUUUCGGAGACAAUAAGUGGGGCAAGGCACUGUAUAAGGUUUCGGUCGCGUUCGAGCCGGGCUUCGUUUUAGGCAUCUUCGCUCUCAGCCCUGGUAUACCUCUCGUUUUGUUGGGAAUGACUGCUCUGGAGUCGUGGCCGGCAAUCGUGAAUUUCCGAACCGGGGAGGCUGUGAUCAGGGGCCAACUGGUGCAGCUUCGCAAGACCCCAGUCAAGGGCCAUUGCAUCCUCGAUCUGGUGAAGCACGUUUCCGAGAUCUUAAACCCGACCGAGAAAAACACCGAGGGUCUUGCAAAGGACGAAUGGGUACCUGUCGACAUGGAUGCCGACAAGAAGGAGGAGGGCGCGGAGGUAAAGUCACCUUCGGCGGCAGCGAGCUCCGGACCUACGACCCAGGUCAAGCGGGAGUUCGUCUUCAACGGCCAGAAGAUGGAGUACGUCACCUCGGAGGGCAAGGUCAAGGAGAGAGAUCCGGGCAGCACGCACCAGGGUCGCAAGAAGGAGAAGCAGAUGGAGAUGGACCCGGCGUUCGCGCUGCAGGCGGACCCCCGCGACCCGAGGACCACACGGGGACCGUGCGGCAAGAUGCAUCGCAAGUACUUCACGGUCAACAACCAGUGGGGCCAGACCAGGACAUGCUAUCGGUGCGGGCUGAGGCUGCUCUACAUCCCGACGACGAAGGCGCCGAUGACGAACCUCAACAUGCAGCAUCCGAAGUUGGUGGAGUCCGGCCUGGAGUUGGUGCGGCACUGCAACCUGUGGGAGACGGCCAAUCACGAGCAGGUGACCGCGAUGAUCAACAUCGCCACCUCCCUCCGGAGGCUCCCCGGGACCGAGAUCCGCCACGCGCCGGACGCGCUGCUGGAGAUGCUGGGGGCAGCGAACCCCAGGUCGCUACUCGCAGGACUGGCCUUGGUCAUGACCGUGGGCACGAUCACCGAGGCGGUGGAGAUCUGCUGCCAUCCCAACAGCAUGCUGACCGACGAGUGCACCAAGAUCGGCCUCAGCAUGGAGAGGAUCAGCAUCGAGAACGGUUACAACCUCAGCACGAAGGCGGGGUUCGAGGCUGCUGGCAAGAAGCUGGACGAGGUGAUGCCGAAGCGGGCUUGGAUAUCGCUACCAUGCACGCUAUGGACUUCGCUCACGAACUUCAACUACCAGACCCCAGAGGCACGUGCACGCCUAGAGAAAGACCGACUUCGAGACCGACGACGUGUGAAGUAUGGAGUUCUCCUGUUGCUAAAGAUUGUUGACUACGGAGGCGAGGUCUACUUCGAGUGGCCCCACAGGUGCCAAGGCUGGAAGAUUCCCGAGCUCAAUUUUCUUCGUAUGGAGUUGAGGCGUCGGGGCCGACACGUCUUCGAGGAUCGGAUCGACGGGUGCAUGUACGGCCUCAGGGAUUACAACACCAACGAGCUCGUCGAGAAGGGCUGGAGGAUCCUGACCACCGACCCGGAGUUCUCCAAGGUCGCGACCGUGUGUGACCGUUCACACGGUCACCGAGUCAUCAACGGGAAGCAGCACACCGCAGCCACCGCCUACUACCCGCAGGCGAUGUGCAAGGCGAUCGCUCGGCUGUGGCAUGCUCAACUCCGGACACCGAUCGACCUCAACAUGGCCCUGGAGAACCCUGCUGUCCUAGACCUCGAGAAUACCUACCUGAUGGAGCGGGACACCGGGAGCAUCUACGUCGCUGAGCCCACGGAUCUCGAGAGGGAGCAGGUGCGCGCGAUGUUGAGCAGGAUCCACAAGGCUGCAGGCCACCCAGGGAACGAGCACUUGGCGUACUGGUGCAAGAAGCGGCAGUGUCCACGCUGGAUCAUCGAAGAAGCGAUCAACCUUCGCUGCGAGGCGUGCGACCUGGUCAAGCAUGGCCUCUCCCACAAGGUCAAGGCGAGCCUCGACAUCCCCAUGGCACCUUGGCAGGCAGCCGUCAUGGACGUUUCUGACCUGACGUUCCCGGACUUGAAUGUGAAGGCCCGGUUUCUCCUCAUCGCAGAGGUCGCCACCGGCCUGAUGUGCGGGGACAUCACUGCGAAGAUCGGCCUCAAGGACAAGGGCACCGAUUCGUCAGCUACACUGUUCACGACGUUUGCCAGAGCCUACCUUCAACACUAUCCAAAGCCAAGGUGGGUUUUCGUCGAUCCUCAGACCUCUUUUGUGGGCGGCGAGUUUAAAGACAACUGCCAGUUGGCCGGCAUCGGCGUCUCAGCGAAACCAGGAGGAGCACAUUGGAUGGCUGGCGACAUCGAGCGCCGCAUCUCGAUCGUCAAGCAGGUGAUGAGGAAGCUUCGCCUACAAUAUCCCAAGCUGAGUCCCGAGACCGUGUUUUACAUCUCGAUUGCGGCGGCCAACAACAUGGACAACAUCAAGGGCUACACGCCGAUGCAGUGGGCUUUCGGGUUUUCUCCGACCGAGGACCCUAUCUUGGCGCACAACGCAGCUACCGGCAAGUUGAAGUCCGACUUCUUCGAGAUCGAGCGGGUGCGAGCGGAUGCGGAGGCCACCUACCUCAAGGAGAAGGCGUCCAGGAAGAUCUCAGAGCUUAAGAACUCAGCCCCACGACAAGACUUCUUCACAGACGGCUUGUUCAUCGGACCGGGUCGGGUUUUGUUCUCCGAGCCAGCGGUUCAGGCCGGCAACAAGGACGGCGUGAUCUGGGUCAUCAUGGGCAACCGAUGCUGGCGUUGCGCAGCUGAGCAGCUGCGGCCAGCCACGCAGUCGGAGAUCAUCCAGAUCAACCUGAAGAAGGACGACAUCCUCAACAGUCCGCUCGAGGACGUCUGGAGGCACCUCCAGGACUUUGACGACAUAGCCGGGGAGCCCUACCCAACGGCAGAUGAUGGCAUGAGGAUGCUACCGCGUCAACCUCUUGAAGGCAUGCCGAGGGUGAUCGAGAACCCCGAUGUGGCCGUGGAACCCCACGACGUCACGGAGGCAGAGGGCGACCAGGAGGUAGACGAGGCGGCGAGCGACCACGCGGAAGCCAGCGAGAUCGACAUUAUCAACUUCGUGCAGGAUCCGAAUAACGAGUCCGAGAUGGACCUGAUGAAGAUCGAGAUCGAGGCCGACCUUGAGGAGUUCUGCUUCGAUGCGAGCGCGUACUUGGAGAAGCAGCUGAACCGCGUGGCCAACAACACGGUCAAGAAGGGCGUGGAGGUUUCGUUUGGCCGCCUGAGCCCCGAGGAGAAGCCACUGUUCCAAGAGGCAAUGGCACGGGAGCUGGCGGAACAUCUGGAAGUACCGACAGUCCGGGCUGCAUCUGCUUACGCUGACUACAAUCAUGGAAAAGAUAUUCCAGCGGACAAGCUGAUCAAGAUGAGGUGGCUACUGACCUGGAAGCCUCUGACGCCACCUGAACCGCCGGACAAGUCGGACCCACACCCCGUGAGCACGCCGGACGGGAAGUUCAAGGCGAAGGCCCGUAUCAUUCUGUUGGGCUUUUCACAUCCGGACCUUGUCAGUCGAGACAAGUUCGGAGAUCGGGAUCAGGACGGCACCGUGUGCGGGGUCAUCGGCUCACACGUGGACGACUUCGGCAUCGCGGGCGACAGCGACAACAAGUUCUACCUCGACAUGAAGAACAUGCUGAAGGAGAUGCUGCGGUGGUCUCCAUGGCGAACCACGCCGUGCAUGUGGGCAGGCAUGUGGAUCACACAGGAGCCGUCGGGCAAGAUCCAUGCCAGCCAGGAGGAGUUCUGUCACCAGCUCCUCGAGAUCAGGGUCGAGUCCGGCAAGUAUCUCUCGAAGGAUGACAAGCUCAAGCCGGAGGACGUCACCCAGUUCAGGGCGGGCCUGAUGAAAUGCCAGUGGAGAGCGACACAGACAGCACCGCAGUUCUCGUGCCGGGUAUCACUGUUGGCUCAGCGGGUGAACGAGGCGACGUUCGGGGACCUGAAGGACACGAACGCCCUCAUACGCGAUGUGAAGCGGACAGCUCGUGACUCAUUGGUGUUCCACAACUUCAACAGCAACUGCGGUGGUAAGCUGAAGUGGGACGACCUAGUGAUUGUGACGUGGGUCGACGCAAGCAGGCUACACCAACGAGGCGGCUACAUCGUGGGUUUCACGACGGCCGAGAUUCUCAAGCAGAAGGAAUGUGCAGUCUCUAUCGCCGACUGGAGAUCGUACAAGCUCAAGCGCACCGGCAUCGGCACCAAUGUCUGCGAGGGCCAGGCUCUGUACGACGGAGAGAACGCCGCGUACUUGAUGCGCUUGCUGUGGUCAGUCAUGCACGGAGUUCCAGUUACCGCGCACACCCAGGAGGAAGUGGCGCAAUCUAUGACCUCAGUGCUGGUGAUCGACAGUCGGGGAGUUUACGACUCGGUCCACAACAAGGAGAGCUUCGGCAUAGGCCUGAGCGACGCGAGGACCGGCGUGGAGGUAUUGCACGUGAAGGCGAACUGCGGGCCCGAGAAGAAUCAGCACCUGGUCUGGGUGCCCUCGGACCUCAACCUCACCGACGGCCUCACGAAGGACAGUCCUGAGGCUAGGAAGCCUCUGGCGCUGUGGCUUGCGCGGCGCACCUGGAUCAUCAGGUACGACGAGGAUUUCAUGUCAGCCAGGAAACGACAGCGAGCUAACAGACUCGCUCAGGACAAGCCGCAGCCGACUACUGACGCUGAAGCCGAGGCCGCCGACGCUUUAGCUUUUCUCGACCUAUCUUGA
This is a messenger RNA of Prorocentrum cordatum, 5958 nucleotides long. The record is from the annotation of a GenBank genome assembly. NCBI's taxonomy places the organism in Eukaryota, Dinophyceae, Prorocentrales, Prorocentraceae.